CACUGGUCCUAGUUAAUGCACCAAUCACUAUACUGAUGAUUUGACGCUAACAUGGUUUUUUUUUCCUUUCUCUUUCUUUUUCUUUUUCAAAGCAUCAAGUCUCCCCUCUCGAUCACUUCCAAAUUUCUAAUAUCAUGAAAGUCUAUCUUCCACCAACCCCACUCUUUCUUUCUCGUGUUCCAUGUCUUCCAGAAAGCACCCAUCUCUGUCUUCAGUUCCACAGACGCCGGGGACGGAUGGUUAUCAGGGUUACACCUUCAAAGACAAAGACAAAGACACCCAUGUCGCGAGUGUCGUGAAACCCCACUUCAAAUACGGUCUCUAUCUCUUUUUCUUUCUCACCAUCUGGUUUCUUCUGCUUUUCUUCUGGUUUUCCUCCACAAAACCGGCCGUUUCUCCUCACAUUAUUCAGAAUUCGAAUAGUCAUGUGCAAAAUCCGCCGGCGGAGAAGGUGCAAGUGAAACUGGAGGAGAAAGUGCAGGUGAAACCGGCGGAGAAGGCGCAGGGGAAACAGGCGGAGAAGGGGCAGGUGAAGCGGGUGGAGAAAGCCCAGGUGAAGCCGGCGGAGAAAGAGUCGGUGUUGGUGUACGUCUAUGAACUGCCGCCGAAGUUCAACAUUGGUCUCCUCAAGGAGUGCCGCCGCCUGAAUGUGUACACGGAUAUGUGUCCACACGUGGCGAACUGUGGACUUGGGCAGCCGAUUUUGGAGAUGGGGUCGAGCUGGUUCGCGACCCACCAGUUCAUCGCGGAGAUGAUAUUUCACGCGCGGAUGGAGAACCAUCCAUGUCGCACGCGCGAUCCGGAGAAGGCGGACUUGUUCUACGUGCCAUUUUACGGAGGACUCCACGCAUCGAGCAAGUUUCGGGAGAGUAACGUGGCGGCGCGUGAUGCUUUGGCGGUGGAACUGGUGGAGUAUAUCCACCGACAGCGGUGGUGGCGGCGGAAUCACGGUGCGGACCACUUCUUGGCGCUGGGGAGGACGGCGUGGGACUUCAUGAGAACCGACGGUGGCACUGACUUUGGAGCAAACCGUCUCCUGAAUCUGCCACCUGUCAAAAACAUGUCGGUGUUGACCGUGGAAAGACACCCAUGGGAAGGCUCGAACCAGUACGGCAUCCCCUAUCCCUCCUACUUCCACCCCUCCACGUCCGACGAGAUCCUGACGUGGCAGAACCGUAUGCGGCUGCAGCGCCGACUCCACCUCUUCUCUUUUAUCGGGGCUCCGAGGAAUGGCGUGGAGAAGGCGGCGAUCAGGGACGAGAUCAUAAAACAGUGCGCCGAGUCAACACGGUGCCACCUCCUGAAAUGCGGCAGCGGAGCGAGUCAAUGCCACGAGCCAACUCAGGUGCUCAACGUCAUGACCCAGUCGGAGUUCUGCAUCCAAGCCCCCGGCGACUCGUUCACGCGACGAUCCACCUUCGACUCAUUUCUCGCCGGUUGUAUCCCGGUCUUUGUCUCACCCCACACAGCGUAUUCUCAGUACUCAUGGUUUCUCCCCGCCGACCACACCACCUACUCCGUCUUCAUCGGAAACGAGAACCCCAGCAUAGAAGCUGAACUUCUGAAGAUUCCAAACGAUCAAAUACAGAAAAUGAGAAACAGAGUCAUAAAUUUGAUUCCAAAUCUCACGUAUAUUCACCCAAACAGUAGUGAUUUCGGUUUCACCGACGCCGUCGAUGUUGCACUGGGGAAAUUGUCCGAUUACGUGAAGUCCAAGUUACGAGGACAUGGCGUGACGGUCCAUUGAGAUUUUUUCCAAUGAAUUAGUUAAUGUUUGCACAUGACUCUCAUCAUUGAAAAAUAAUUAAGGGUGCGUUUGGAAGUUAGGUUGAAAGCACCUUCAUACAAAAAAUAUGUGUACUUGAUAAAUGAUAAUUACUUUGUUUAAACAUUA
Messenger RNA from Vitis riparia (riverbank grape), 1894 nucleotides. Its product is annotated as probable xyloglucan galactosyltransferase GT17. Lineage: Eukaryota; Viridiplantae; Streptophyta; Magnoliopsida; Vitales; Vitaceae. The record is from RefSeq and is a predicted model, not a curated record. The transcript has a single exon. The coding region runs from base 182 to 1747 and encodes 521 amino acids. Gene Ontology annotation, molecular function: glycosyltransferase activity.